UUUUCGUUUAUUAUUUGAUCGACCAACGCCGGAAAAAAAUGUGACUCGAAUGGCAUGGCGUUUUGAGUUUUUCCUCAAUUUUGUGACUCGAUUGGAAAAUCUAAAGAAUGUAUCAAAGCAUAUUUUUCAAAAACACAAUUUCUUCCACAAAUCAUUUUAUGCCAUGGCUUGAGGCAAACACACGUCAUCUGAAUAAAAAUGCAUUUCUUUGUUCUUCUUGCAGAAAGAAAAGCCGCCCCAAACUUGGACAGUUGUGUCUGAAAGGAUGUCAAACCCUGCUUCUAAAUUCGUUCUGGGCCAUUUCAAUGUGAAACUAAGCUCCAAGCAGUGUAAUUUUGAUUAAAUCGUCAUGGUGCAAUUUUGGCGCGUUUGGGUCAUUUUUGGCGCGUUUUUCCCCACCCAUCUGGCAGCACUGACCAGCUGACGGUCGACUUUCCAAAACUUGAACUGAUUCAAAACAAGACCGAAGUCGAUUUUCCCGGCCAGAGAUUUCCGGAUUGCCUCCACGAGGACUCUCCAUCCCACAUCGAGAGAAAAGGGGAAAGGGAGGGGGGGUCUUGGCCCGUGAAUCCAUUGGGGAUGGGCGAGUGGCGGGUCCAAUAUGAUCCGGCCAUGUGUCCGCCAGCCGAGACUCAAUUACGAACUCAGCACGAGAUGGUGCAUUUCCUGGAACGCGAUCCUCUGUGUGCCACAGAGUUGAGACUGGUGAAAAGUUUUUCCCGCUCGGCGGCCGGACAGAAGCAAAAUGAUCCCCGGAAUCUGCGCUCACCCGGCGUUUGCUUGAACGCCACCCAAUAUCUCAUUCAAGAUCUUUGGCCUAGAAUCCUGUACAACCAUGUCAGUCCGUUUGACAAGGUGCGAUACCAUUUCAUCUUUGAUCGUCUUCGGGCCAUUCGCCAGGAUUUGGUCGUCCAGAGCGUCCGAUCUCCUAUCCUCUUGGCCGUGCUGGAGAUCUGCGUUCGGUUCCACCUCCUGGCGUCCCAUCAAUUGUGUCACCUGGACCCGGGAGAUUUCGACCAUCAUAUCAACUUCAGCCAUUGUCUGGGUUGCCUCCAAGAUGUCUUGGUGUUGCAAGAGGAAUUAGCCAUUGAUCACCCCAAUCGGGCCGAGAUGACCGCGUUAUUUAUCUUGGCCAACCCGGGAUCGCCCGACGCUCUGGAUUGGGCUGUCCGAUUACCCGCAUCCAUUAGGAAAUUGGAGAUUGUCCAUCGAUCCUUGCGAUUGGCUGGCCAACUUGAGCAGGGCAACUGGGUGGGAGCCCUGAAACUCAUGCGCACACUGCCCAUUCUUCAUCAAUUGGCCGUGUUUCAGCAGUGGCACAAAAUUGUCAGACAUGGAUUGGACGUGAUAAAUCAAGGUUUUGGAAGCAAGACGUGCCGUUUCCCAAUUGCCACUUUGAAUGGGUGGCUCAACUUGGAUCCGGGGCCUCCAUCCACCUUGAUUCAAAUUCUACUUCAUCUUGGGAUCCCCUUGGAUGAAUCCCGAGGAUAUGUCCAUUUUCGAAAGCAGACCAGUAUUUCUUCUGAGAAGACGAUCCGAUUGAAACCUCUCCCCAUGAUAUCAAAUAACCUGAAGUCCAUCAAUUUGAAAUCGUUCAUUUUACAACGUAGUGCAGUCAUGUAGCCAAACCUGUUUUACAUGCAUCGGAUAAUGCAAUGGAAUGAAAAGACCAGCUUA
Molecule: messenger RNA, 1677 nt
Organism: Tigriopus californicus
Lineage: Eukaryota; Metazoa; Arthropoda; Copepoda; Harpacticoida; Harpacticidae
Product: SAC3 domain-containing protein 1-like
Exons: 7
Coding region: 580-1623 (347 amino acids)
Biological process (GO): centrosome duplication; spindle assembly
Cellular component (GO): spindle; nucleus; centrosome
Source: RefSeq, a predicted model, not a curated record